AUGGAGAUCUGGCGGGACGGGCAGGGGGGCGGGCAGGGGGGGCAUCCCGCCCCUCCGCCGGGCCCCGCCCAGGCCCGCCCAGCCCCACUAACCAAGAGCUGUACACCAGGAGACCCCGCCCCAGCGUCCGCGUUGCAGGCGGGAGGAGGAGGGGCGCGCAAAUACGCAUGCGCACGCACAAAAGCGCAGACGCCGGAAUCCGCCCAGAGCGUGAAGAAGCUGGGUGAGAGCCGGUUGCUCCUGGACCAGCUCCGGAGGAGGAACGCGGCCUGGAGUUUGGGCCGCCGCGUGCCGUCGUCUCGCUGCCGCAGCCGAGCAGGAAUUGUGGUGCUUGGAAUAAACAGAGCUUAUGCCAAAAAUUCAUUGAGUAAAAAUCUUACAAAAAUGCUCUCAAAAACUGUGGAUGCUUUAAAGUCUGAUAAGAAAGUGUGGACCAUAGUAGUCAGAAGUGAAGUCCCAGGGAUAUUCUGUGCUGGUGCUGAUCUUAAGGAAAGAGUCAAAAUGAAUCCCAGUGAAGUUGGCCCUUUUGUCUCCAAAAUAAGAGCAGUGAUUAAUGAAAUCGCUAGUCUUCCAGUGCCAACCAUCGUGCCCAUAGAUGGACUUGCCUUAGGUGGUGGUCUUGAACUGGCUUUAGCGUGUGAUACAAGAGUAGCAGCUUCCUCUGCAAAAAUGGGCCUGGUUGAAACAAAGUUGGCAAUUAUUCCUGGUGGAGGUUGCUUCCACGUUUUGGCUAUUAUAUAUAGUGGUGCUAUGAAUACUGGGGUGCAGAUACCUUUUUGCAUUGGAGUUUCCUCUGAAUAUAUACCCAGAAGUGGGAUUGCUGGAUCAUAGGGCCCCAGCUGUGAUAUUGUUGAAGAAGCUGUGAACACGUCUGCCCGAGGAGCUCCCGCUACAGUUCUGGGAGAGACUCGGAAGGAAACAGCCCCGGUGCAGCUCCCGGUUUCUGGCCCGGAGCUGGCUGCUGUGAUGAAGAUCGGAACCAGGGUCAUGAGAGGCAUGGACUGGAAAUGGGGCGAUCAGCUUCCCCAGGACAGACCUCCUCCUGGCCUUGGCUGUGUGAUCGGUGAACUUGGAGAGGAUGGGUGGAUCAUGGUCCAGUGGGACACGGGCAGCACCAGCUCAUACAGGAUGGGAAAGGAGGGGAAGUAGGACCUGAAGUUGGCGGAGCUGCUGGCCUCCACGCAGCCCUCCGCAGAGGACUUGGACACAGAAGAUGACUCCGGUGGGUGCCGGGGGGCCUGGCAAGCUUGUGGGCACAUGCUGGCCGGCCAUCCUUUCAUCUGGGAGUGAGAGCAGCUCUGUAGACCAGGCUUCCCUGGAAGAAGCUUUAACAAAUUGAAGGGAACGUUCACCCCACUGCAAUGAUGCUCACCAGCGCUGUUAAUUUACUGCAAACUCUGUCUGCUGGAGCCCAUGCUGAAGUCAUGCAGAUUGAAGCCACCAAGACUCUGCGUGGACUGCUGCGCACGUUGGUGGAGAGGGCAAAGAUGGACAAGACAGACUUCUUAGCCUUCGCCUGGGAACUUAGGACAUAGAUUAAAUAUGAAUGAGCUCAUGGAGGAUGUUUAAAACGUGAGAUUUCAAACCAGUAGGAUGUUCCCUCACAGAGAACUGCUGUUGGAAUUGUGCGUUGUCUCCCUACUGCACAGGGAGGGGUGAAGAAACUAAUCUAGAAAUGAAUUCAGCUUAAUUGUAAGUGUAAGAAGCAGGCAGCGCCCUGGACUCCGCUCCCCAAGCUUGCUGUCUGUCUGCGCUAGGCCCUGUGGAAGGGCUAGUUUCCUGACUCUGAGGACCCAGAGGUGGGGGGCUUCAUGGCAGUCCUGGCUGUGGGCGGAGGCAUCGACAGCUGGUUGCACCUGGAAGGACAAGUCACGCACAAGGAGUUUGGAGAAGGCACUGUGACUCCCAUCACCCCGAAGGGCAGGAUCACCAUGCAGCUCUGUGACAUGUGCGUCUGUCGUGCGUGCCCCAUGAACCAGCUGAAGCUGGUAGUGAACCUGUGUUCAGUUCCUGGGUGAAGUGGGAAGAACUUGAUUCUGGCCGUUUACGUCUGCCUUCUAGGACGCCAUCCAAAUUCAGGAAGCCCGUCUGCCUUUCUUCCUUUUCACCUCGCACUCCAGUGAUGUAGAAAGACUUACAUCUACACGUGGUGUUUCAGAAUUAAGACUCGUGGCUCUGACAGCUUCCAGAACGUCCGUGUGCUCUGCUCACUGGACACACGUUGAAGGCUCCUGCGCUCCCUCUUCAGCUCCCCGCCCGGCGUUCAGCAGCACCGACUUGCACUUCACAGAGCCCGGGCUCUCCGUCUGGGCUCAGUUGGUGAACCUCGCUGGCAGCAAAUUGGAAAAGCACAAAAUAAAGAAAUCACCUAAGCAGGGUUUUGCAGGUAACAUUUAGGCAUGAUUCUUCAACAGUGGAAGUUGAGGAUGACCACAUAAAUGGCCCACUAAAGGUUGGAGCUAUUGUGGAAGUGAAGAAUCUUGACGGUGACUAUCAGGAAGCUGUAAUCAAUAAAUUAACAGAUGCGAGUUGGUACACUGUAGUCCUGAACCCAGAAUCCAGCAGCAUGGGGUCAUCGGAGUCGCGUCAUCUCUGGAUACUUGGGGAGAAUCACUCCUUGAUGUGGACAGUAACUCUCAUCCACCUGUCUUCCUGGCCUCUCUUCCCCAUGUGUCUGUGCAUCAGUCUGUGUUCUCUUAUAAAGACACCAGUGGUUGAAUUAAGGGCCCACCCUAGCCCAGUAUGGCCUCAUUUUAACUUACAUCCUAAUUAUAUCUGCAAAGACUGUCUUUUUAAAUACGAUGUGACUCUUGGGAAGACACUGUUCAACCCAGGACAGUGAUGGAUAAACACGAGAACCGCUGGGUUCCCUGAUGUCACCUCCACGUGUCCUGCUGCUGAUUUGAAGACUGGGAUCAAGCUCACCCAUGAACGUCCACAUGCCUGCUCACCCAAUUUCCCCAAAGCAUGAAAUUACACAGUAAGACAUGUUCUUUUGGAUUAAGACACUGAGGGCUGACCAGAUGCAAACAUACUUAACUCUUUAGUGUGACUGAAUGGUGAGACAUUUCCAUUGAGAUAGUAACCAAGGCAAGUCUCAGUUGAAAGGAAAUGUUCAUUAAGAAGGAAGCACUAGGAGAGGGUGGGAGGAGCUUCGACUCCAGGGAAAAGGAGUGAACCCCCCCAAACAUCAUCAGCUUUAGAGUUUUGCUUAAGAUGGACCCAGUGAUCGGAGUUCAUAAAGUUACACAGAGAGAAGAUGGGUCAGAGGUCCAGCGGCCACACUUUGUCAGGUUCUCAAAGGGUCCAGAAGACCUGCCGCUCCCCACGCAAGCACACUCCUGGUGAACCAGAGCAUCUGUUCACUCAGCGGGCACUGUUAAACACGCCGUGGGCGCUACCCCCCCUUGUCACGCGGACGCUGCGGGGCCCUGACGGGAUGAUGACGGCAGUGAGGCUUGGAGGUGCCGACAACAUGCUGGGCACGAUACUCAGUAAUUCCCUCAUUUACUCUAACCCUCACAACCCCUUUAUGAAGUUGCUGCCUUUACUGUUUUCCAUUUGACAGAUAAGGAAGCUGAGGUUGGAAGAGGAGUGACUUUUCAAAUACAAAUUACUGGUGAUGGAGGUGGGGCCCAGGUCGUCCAUCUCCAAAGCAUAAAGAUCUUAACACACAGAGGAUCCAGGAAAAUGGGCAUAACUCUGAUGGGAGACUCUUUUCCACUUGGUUAUUUCUUCACUGGUUUACCAAGGUGUUUUCACUUUCUUACUUGAAAUGUUAAGACUAUCUUGACCUCCUUGCAAAUUACCAAGUGGAUAGAAGUUCAGGUGCCAGAUGGUCCUGAGGUCCCUCUGACCCUAUGACAUUGUGAACUGCGAUAAAUAACAGCCACAUACCCUUCAAGCUUCUGCUUCAAGAGGAUAAGCCUGCGUGUUAUGUUCAAUCAUUGGCUCCCGACAGCAUAGGCUGCCUUCUCCCAGCUGACCUCCCCUUUGGUGGAUAUGUACAAAAAUGAUGUACAUCGAAAAGCAGAGCUUGGGCUCCAAUGACAUCCCUUAUAUGAUGGGUAUUUACAUACUUUACAUGCUUGUUAGUAAAUGCAUGAGUGUCCCAUUUCCUAAAAUCCAGGUGGUAGAAAUGAAAACUUGCAACAUAGUGGAAAACUUUGGAACUGGAAGUUGACUCACAGCCCACUCCUACAUAAAAUUCUGUGCUGCUCUGCAGACGGUGAGGAAAACUGAUGAUGCAAUAAGUGUAGUUCCUUCCCUAAAAUCACUUGUGACUUCAUCAAUGAGAUAAUACAUAGAGAAGAAAUCAAAAAGCCAGCAUUAAUACGUGAGUGCUGUGAUAAGCUCUGUGGGGAUUGUCUCAGGCUGAGCUCCCCCAGAAGCAGAUCCUAAGACAAAGAUGUGUGUGCAAGCCUGUUUGGGGUAUGUUGUUAGGAAGUUCCUGGAGGGAGGAAAAGUAAAAAGUGGAAAAUGCUAUUUCAAGUGAAAAGAAAAGAUUUCACCAGCCCCUGCUUAAACCAUGUGGGCAGGCAUAAAACACCACCUUUCCUAUGGUUUCACUCAUAGGGAACACCCAGGAGAGGUAAAGACCCCUAGAGAGGAAGAGGACUUGGGGUUGUCAGGGGCUGUGGGAGGAAGGAAGGGGAGUGCGUGCUUUGGAUCCAGGGUUUUAUUUUGAGGAAAGAAAUAGCAUAAAACUAGAUGGUAGUGAUGGUCGCAUAGCAUGUGAAUGCACUUAAUGCUCCUGAAUUGCACAACUUAAAAGAGAAAAAAUAUCUAUAUUUUAUUAAAGGAAAUGGAAAAUAGAUAGAUUUUAAUAAUAAUAAAGGAUGCCAUAAAUGAUGUGAAACAAACAAACUAAACUAAAGAAAAACAAAACAAAAACAACUUCAGGGGUAGGGAAGUCAAGUUCGGGUAGGGGAGGGGAUUCAUGGUGGGAUUUUGGAGAUGGUGUAGGUGGGGGCAGAGGGGGCUCAGCCCUAGGGGAAGAUGAUGCCUGAACUGGUUCUCCACUGCCCAGCGGUCCAGGAGCAGGUGCAGGUGCAGGAGCUGCAGGAUCUUCAGGAGCAGCAAGGUCAGCAGGAGCUGCAGGAUCUUCAGGAGCCAGGAAGGUCAGCAGGAGCUGCAGGAUCUUCAGGAGCAGCAAGGUCAGCAGGAGCUGCAGGAUCUUCAGGAGCAGCAAGGUCAGCAGGAGCUGCAGGAUCUUCAGACGCAGCUGGAGCAGCAGGAGCUGCAGGAUCUUCAGGAGCAGCAAGGUCAGCAGGAGCUGCAGGAUCUUCAGGAGCAGCAAGGUCAGCAGGAGCUGCAGGAUCUUCAGGAGCAGCAAGGUCAGCAGGAGCUGCAGGAUCUUCAGGAGCAGCAAGGUCAGCAGUAGCUGCAGGAUCUUCAGGAGCAGCAAGGUCAGCAGGAGCUGCAGGAUCUUCAGGAGCAGCAAGGUCAGCAGGAGCUGCAGGAUCUUCAGGAGCAGCAAGAUCAGCAGGAGCUGCAGGAUCUUCAGAAGCAGCAGGAUCUUGAGGUUCAGCAGGAGCAACUGGAGGGAGCUCGCGGUCUCCUACUGGAUCCUGGUGGUCCUGUUUUUGGUCUCUGGCAUCUUCCCCUAUCCCUGCCUGCUCUGGACCUGUGACUGUUGGAAGUGGAGAGAGCUUUCAGUCUUGUGGAGGUGCUCAUGCUGUGAGAGAGGAAUACUUGACCCUCAUGCCUCCCUUUCCGUGGGCCUCUUCAAGGACAGACAUCUUCCCAGAGCUUUCCGGACAGCUCCCACCCAGCAGGUGCCCACAGGAUGUGUUUUGUGACUGAAUUCUUGUAGGCAGGUGGUCUGAGGCCAAUCUUUUGCUCUGGUGCCAGCAGCAGCCUCUGGGGACACCUCCCUGUGUGGCCCGGCCCUCGGCCCUCCCUCACCUAUGCACAUGCACCAGCCCCGCCCUUCUCACCUUGGGGCUCUGCCUUGGUGGGCUCCUGGUCCUCCACCUGACUCCCAGGGAGGUGCUCCAGGUCAGAGCCGGGUCUGCUGAGCUGCCUGUCACCCACGGGCAGGCCCCUGGCGUGACGCCUGGGCGGUUUCUGGGGAGGAGGCCGUCGUGGUGGCGGGGACCCCUCCGUGUGCAGACUCACCCGGAGCUCGUGCUGGCCCUGAGAAGCGUGCAGCGGCCCCUCACUCGGGGAGGCGGCGUGAGUGUCCUCAUGCAGCGGCUCCUGCAGUGUCUGGCUCUGCAAUGACAGUGUCCGGCAGCCGGCCCGGCCCGGAGGUCUCAGAGCCCUGCCCGGCCAGGACCAUGCCUGCUUCUGCCCGCUCGACCGUCUGCUGCCAGAUCAGACUGGGACCUUGGGUCAGCUCAGACGGCCACCCAGGAGGGAAGAGACACAGCCAGAGGGCAUGGGCUUCGACUCGGGCAGCAGGGCCCUGCCCGGCUUGCCACAGCCCAGACUGCCAGCUGGGACCCGGGGUGCGGACAUGACCGGCCCCCCCAGGCCUGUGACCCACUCGUGCUUGAGGCAGGGUCCUCCUGCCUCCCCAACAUGACUGCCCACCUCCACCAGCAGUGAGGAAGGGGAUGUGGGGCUACCUGGGUGGGGUCUGCCCCGGGCCUCCCUGGGUUACCUUUGGGUCCCUGUGGCCAAAAGGCCAGAGGCGCCUGGGGUGAGAGCUGACCCAGCGCCGGCACCGCUGGCCCAGCCCCUCGCCGCGGGCCUUCCGGGGGCCACGGCCUCGGGGUGUUGGGACGCAGCAGAACAUGUCUGAGUUGAGCUGAGUUCACCAACCAAGUGAGCUGAGUAGGGGCUUCUCGACAGAGUGGGUGCCUGGUGACCUCAGUUCUAAGUUCUGUUGGGUUCUAUUGCCAGGGAAGCGAGGUCACUUCCUGGGGUCCCCUUCCCCAAGCUUCCUCCUUACACAAAGCUCCCCAAGGGCCUCCCUGGGCUGCCGACGGCUCACCGCCCAGCCCAUGCCAUGUCCACACACAGUGACACCAACUCAGCCCCCCUCCCCAGAACCCUGGGGAGGCCUGGAUGCAGCCAGGGCGCCAGCUCUGAGGACGCAGCUGGGUUCAGACCCCUCGUCAGCAGUGCUGUCACCCUGGACGAGCCACCUGCCUCUCAGGGUCUCUCCAAUUCCCCCAUUAGCUCAGUGGGCAUCAUUCUGGCCCCUGCUUCCUUGGGAAGCUAUCCUGUCUCUAGACCCAUAAAUACCUACCACACAUGUCAGCCCCGCGGUCUGGCAUCACGGGGAGCUCGUGCACAGACUCAGCUAAGGAAAGGCUCACAGAGGGCUGGUUCAGCACAGGGCACACCCCACACAGGCCGGGGUCUGCCCUGGGCUCUGGGGAAAGUCACCCUCCUUGCUGCCUGCUUCCCAGCUCCCUGUCGGCAGGUUGAAAUUAAACACAACUCUGACAUCAUCCGUUCUGGCAUGCAACCUCCUAGGUCAUUCUGUCAUGUCAGAUUCAGGCCCAGUGUCCCAUCUCGGCCUCUGGGGUGGGCUGCCCCACAGUGGCUCCCUGCUUUUUUGCCUUCUGGUCACACAUCCUUGUGUGAUUCCCACACACUCCUCUGCAGGGUCGUGGGCACUGGGACCAGGUUCUGACAUGUAGACUGACUUGUGAAAGUGUGCGUGACUUCCACUCAUUCCCAUCUCUAGUGUUCAUUCUCUCUCUCUGUGUGUCUUUCAGUUCCUCUCUGUCUGUCUUUUCUCUCUCUUUGUCUCUCUGUGUUUCAGUCUGCCUGUCUCUUUCCUGUAUGUAUGUGUGUAUAUAUUUAUGUGUAUAUGUGUGUAUUUAUGUGUGUGUAUUGUUAGAACCCAGGGCAGGUCACUGAUGAAAAUGCCUUGAUGACAUACUGAUUGUUUUAAAUUCAUGUUACUGAAGAAAAAACAUCUUUGAAAGUUGUGCAGGCACUUUGGUGGGGUCAGCUCUAAGGAUCAGCACUGCUGGGGAAGGGAUGCACCUGUGGCCAUUUGAUGACUCCUGUACCCUGUUCCCCCAGAGAGAAGUGUCUGUUCACUCUUCCCUCCCGGGGAUCUGCUGGGGCCUCUGCCUCCUCACAUUGUUGCCAGGGCUGGUUGUCACCAGGCUAAAGCCCUGCCAGUGUGAUGGUGACCAGCAUUGCCUCGCAGGGUGUCCGUCUGCCUGUGUCCUCACCUGAGAGUCGAGCAUCUCUAACACACACUGGCCACCUGCACUGCUUCUCAUUGGAACUGCUUGUGUGUGUUCUGUUUCUUUUCAGAACGCUGGGUUUCGAGAGGUUUUUAGACCACAUGGGUGUGAAACCUUUCUCUGACCUCGGGUCAUGAACAAUGUUUUUUCCAGGUUGUGAUUUGUCUUUCCAGCUGUCUUUCUUGGUGUUUGUUUUUUGGUUUUAUUUUGCCAGAGGAAGAGCUAAGCAUCUCCCUCUGGCUCUGGUUUCACACUUAGAACAGCAAUGCCUACCCCGAAAUUAUGCACAUAGUUACUAAAAAGGCUUCAUUUAGGACGUCUCAUCUUUAAUUCAUCUGGAUUUUCCUCUGAAAAUACAAAAAUGCUAAUUCAUGUAAAAACAAAAAAAUUCACCCGUCCCGGCUUAAGAUAUGUGGGCAGAAAAAAAAAAGCCACCUUUUAUUAUUUCAUUGAUAGGGAACCUCGAGGACAGGUAAAGACAGAGGAAGGGGAUGAGGGCUUGUCACGGGCUGGGGGAGGGAGGACGUGGGGUGAGCUUUGGAUACAAGCUUUUACUUUGAGGAAGGAAAUAGUCUAAAACCAGACAGAGGUGCUGAUGUCACAGCAUUGUGAGUGCACUUAAUGCUCCUAAACUGCACAACUUAAAAGGCUAAACUUAAUUCUUGUAGACUUAAACCAUAAAAAUAGAUGAUACAUAAUAGAAAAGAGCAAAUCUGACUCCAUAUUAGAUCUCUUCCUGUGGCUUUAACCCUGUGCCCUGUUUUCUAGGCUUAGUCUCAUCUAUCUGGUAAACAGGAGAGCCUGUUCUCAAGGCUCUGAUCUUUAAGCAGAUUAACACUUUUGCACUGAUACAAGACAGCAAGUUGCCGAAUAGAAAGUAGCUUGUUUUGUUAGAGGUUUUACAGGGGCACCAUGACUUGAUCCACGUGGACAGCUGUAGACCAAGAACAUGGCCGACUAAUGUCCUGGAGAACCAUCUUCCCCAAGUCAGACUUUAGGUUCCUUUUCUACUAAAAAGGGGAGGGGCUGUGGUUGGUUGUUGCAAACUUCUUAGUGCAGGAAUUCUUUGUUUUUGGAAUCCUUUGCAGCUGUCCCUGUGGGUCAGGUUAUGGUGCCCCUGUAAAUCCUCCAACAAAACAAAGGUUAUUCCCUAUUCUGCAACUUGUUAUCUUUAUAGGAGUGCAAAAGUGUUCAUAUCCUUAAAGGUCAGAGCCCUGAGAGUAGGCUCUCCUGUAUAUUUCAGGCUAAAAGCAACAUUGUUUUACAAAAGCUGCAGAGCUAGUAAGACUAAGCCUAGAAAACAGGGCACAGGGUAGAAGGAAAAGGAACAGAUUUAAAUUAGUCAAAUUUGUUUUUUUCUACUACAGUGCCUUUUGGUGAGAGGUAAGCGGUUGUUUCCAGGUGGGUCCUUCUCUGCCCAGGCUGGGGUUCAGGCAGGAGCCCUGCCAGGUUCACCGUGACUGUGGACCUGAUCUCCCACAGAGAAAGUAACAAUUAUCAGUGAUUAAAAUUACCUGUCAAAGUCCCUUCAAUUGCCUGUAAACUAUAUGGCGGGGGCAGAGGCGGACAGGGAACUUCUCAUUGGCCCAUCAACAGUCUCCCCAAUGCAAGAGACCAGCGUCAUGGCUGGCUCCAAGGUGGCCUGGCUAGUGCAGCUGCCUGCUUGGCUCUCCAGCCUUGGGCUCCUAACAAGGACACUUUCAAAUUUCCUGUCCCUUUUCCCUCUGCCCCGGCGUGAAUGAACGUGGUCCCUGCAACCACCUGGGCUGAGCCCAGGCCACACACAUAGCCCGAUUCACACAGCCCACUGCCUACUGUCCAUCUCCAGGCUCAGCUGCACCCUUACCCCCUCACAGGUUCCUGUGCCUCCACUCAGGGUCCGGAUCGCCAUCCGGGCCAUCAACCACCCAAGGCCCACAGGCCAGUGGCAGGCAGCCCAGGACCACCCUGACCCCCAGGCUCAGAUGAGGCACAGGGUGUGGGGGUUAGAGUGCCUGAGCUGGAAUUGGAACUGCCUCCAGCCUGGCCCGCUGCGCCCUGUAGCCUCAGACUGUGCUGUGCACACUAGGCCGGAGCUCCGCUGGUGGCAGUCACCAUGGUGACCAGAGCCCGGACUUCCUCGCCCCACCCGUGGGUUAAGGGGUGAGGGUGUCAGCUCCAAGUAGGGGUGCACUCUGAGUGAGGGGGAUCCCACAGUUAGGACAGGCUGAGGGGUGAAGGGGACCAUAUCAGAAUGUUGGGGGGUCCUGCGGUGAGGCAUGAGGAGUGUGCUUGGGGUGUGAGGGCCAAAGGUUAGUACUAGCGGGGUGGAGUGUGGGGGUGGGGACCUCCUUGUGACAAGAAGCCCUGUCUUGGGGGUGUAGUCUGAGACUGGGCCUGUCUGGAGGUUGGGGGGCAAGCAAGAGGAGUGGGGCUGGGGUGUGUGGCCUGGCCCACGGCCGGUGGUGGUCCUGGUUGAGCCAGGACCUGGUCGGUGAUGGGGUGGGGUCAUUGGGGAUGGAGACCCAGCGGGGCGGGCAGAGGGGUGGGCCCACUCUACUGCCCUGGCCUGCCCUGGCCGUCUGGGCCCCACUCACAGAGAACCAGACAGUGGGAGCCCCACCCCGAGCGUCUGCGCUGCAGGCCUGAGGAGGAGGGUUGCGGACGCGCACAUGCCGGACCCCGCCCGGCCUGUAUGGAAGCUGGACGGGAAGUGGGUGCUCCUGGACCAGCUCCUGAGGAGGAACGAGGCUUGGGGUCUGGGCUGCUGCUUGCCGUCGUCUCCGCUGCCAUCGCUGGGCAGGUUGCUUCCACUUUUUGGCUAUUAUAUAUAUGUGGUGCUAUGAAUACUGGGAUGCAGAUACCUUUUUGCAUUGGAGUUUCCUCUGAAUAUACACCCAGAAGUGGGAUUGCUGGAUCAUAGGGCCCCAGCUGUGAUAUUGUUGAAGAAGCUGUGAACACGUCUGCCCGAGGAGCUCCCGCUACAGUUCUGGGAGAGACUCGGAAGGAAACAGCCCCGGUGCAGCUCCCGGUUUCUGGCCCGGAGCUGGCUGCUGUGAUGAAGAUCGGAACCAGGGUCAUGAGAGGCGUGGACUGGAAAUGGGGCGAUCAGGACAGACCUCCUCCUGGCCUUGGCUGUGUGAUCGGUGAACUUGGAGAGGAUGGGUGGAUCAUGGUCCAGUGGGACACGGGCAGCACCAGCUCAUACAGGAUGGGAAAGGAGGGGAAGUAGGACCUGAAGUUGGCGGAGCUGCUGGCCUCCACGCAGCCCUCCUCAGAGGACUUGGACACAGAAGAUGACUCCGGUGGGUGCCGGGGGGCCUGGCAAGCUUGUGGGCACAUGCUGGCCGGCCAUCCUUUCAUCUGCGAGUGAGAGCAGCUCUGUAGACCAGGCUUCCCUGGAAGGUCAGUUUUAAACCGGCCCCCGGUGAUUUUGUUGGAUUUGAUUCCUGUUUUCCUUGGAGACAGUGUGGUGGGAGGGAGAGGGCAGGGCUGUCUGUGUCCUCGCCACUGGUGGGCUUUCUGGGGGCCCUGAGCUAGGGUCUGAGGUAGUGAGCCAGUGCCUGGAGGAGUGGGUGGUACCCUGCCAUGCCAGAGCAUGCCUUUUUCCUUCUGUCACCUUACCCACUGAGGUCCUGCUGUCAGGCAUGUAGUGUCGAGUAGUAAGUCAGUACUUUACUACCUGAGGGAAAGUGGAGGUGGGAGUUUAGCGUGACCGCAAGGUUAAGGAGAUGCAGGGUGUGGGAGGAGGGCUUCAGGACUUUUUCAGACCUUGGGAUGUUGAGAUCUUGGUGAGACCAUCCAGGAGGCCAGCGAUUUUUCUUGGGGCUCCAAUGUCAGCUAUAUGCACAGCACGGGCAGGCUUCAGAAGUCACUUUUGUGGUUAGGAGAGGAAACCCAAGAGGCUGAGCUCAUCAGAGAAAAUGGUGUGGAAGGUGUCAGAGGCAGUGCUCCGUGCCAGCCCCGUGUGCAUGCCACUCUGCACAUCAGAUGUACACGGAUGGCGUCUGCCUUUGGCAGGUUAGGAGUAAUGUGUGUGACACCACGUGGCCCUGCCUGGGUCAGUGCGGGUUAUGUUAUCAUUGCAUCUGACAGUGUCCUGGUCAAGUGCGCCUCCUCCCAGCUCUCUGCGAGGGGGCUUCACUUAGGAAGUCGGCCUGAGCAGGGCUGGCCAAGUGACAGGAAGGUGGCCUGGACAAGUGUGCCCCUAGCUCCGCAUCCAUGGAGGCAGCCACCUCAUCUUCAUCCUGCGCACAGCCAGCUCAUUAACAACCAGCUUUUGACAUUUGAUGAGCUGUUUUUCUGAUAAGUGAGUUUUUAUAAUUGUUUUAGUUCUUCUGAGCUUGUAUGCUGAGAUUGCUUUAAAAAAAUAUUUAAAAGGCUUGAUUCCUUUGAAGGAGGUAGGGAUGGAGCUGAAUAGGGUGUUUAUUUAGUGGACCUUGAAUUUUAUCUUCAAAUAUAAAGAGCUGCUUCCCUUUCCAAAGUAAGAAAAGAAGAAUAUGAAGUCAAAUCCCUUAAGUUACAUGUGGAGACACGUUCCCAUUUAUUUGGGAGUGUAGUUUCUAUUUUUGAUUUUUUUUCAGAAGCUUUAACAAAUUGAAGGGAACUUUCACCCCACAGCAAUGAUGCUCACCAGCGCUGUUAAUUUACUGCAAACUCUGUCUGCUGGAGCCCAUGCUGAAGUCAUGCAGAGUGAAGCCACCAAGACUCUGCGUGGACUGCUGCGCACGUUGGUGGAGAGGGCAAAGAUGGACAAGACAGACUUCUUAGCCUUGGCCUGGGAACUUAGGACACAGAUUAAAUAUGAAUGAGCUCAUGGAGGAUGUUUAAAACGUGAGAUUUCAAACCAGUAGGAUGUUCCCUCACAGAGAACUGCUGUUGGAAUUGUGCGUUGUCUCCCUACUGCACAGGGAGGGGUGAAGAAACUAAUCUAGAAAUGAAUUCAGCUUAAUUGUAAGUGUAAGAAGCAGGCAGCGCCCUGGACUCCGCUCCCCAAGCUUGCUGUCUGUCUGUGCUAGGCCCUGUGGAAGGGCUAGUUUCCUGACUCUGAGGACCCAGAGGUGGGGGGCUUCAUGGCAGUCCUGGCUGUGGGCGGAGGCAUCGACAGCUGGUUGCACCUGGAAGGACAAGUCACGCACAAGGAGUUUGGAGAAGGCACUGUGACUCCCAUCACCCCGAAGGGCAGGAUCACCAUGCAGCUCUGUGACAUGUGCGUCUGUCGUGCGUGCCCCAUGAACCAGCUGAAGCUGGUAGUGAACCUGUGUUCAGUUCCUGGGUGAAGUGGGAAGAACUUGAUUCUGGCCGUUUACGUCUGCCUUCUAGGACGCCAUCCAAAUUCAGGAAGCCCGUCUGCCUUUCUUCCUUUUCACCUCGCACUCCAGUGAUGUAGAAAGACUUACAUCUACACGUGGUGUUUCAGAAUUAAGACUCGUGGCUCUGACAGCUUCCAGAACGUCCGUGUGCUCUGCUCACUGGACACACGUUGAAGGCUCCUGCGCUCCCUCUUCAGCUCCCCGCCCGGCGUUCAGCAGCACCGACUUGCACUUCACAGAGCCCGGGCUCUCCGUCUGGGCUCAGUUGGUGAACCUCGCUGGCAGCAAAUUGGAAAAGCACAAAAUAAAGAAAUCACCUAAGCAGGGUUUUGCAGGACAAGGAGACCUGGGCCUGCUGAGGGGCGAGAGCUGACGCUGUGUGUCCUGAAGGCUGCCGCGUGUUGCCUUCCCUCCAGGACCAACUCAGGUAGAUCCUGUCUCAGCCAGCUGUUCAGGAUGCAGCAGCUGCUCACGCAGAUGAUGGAGCAGCUGCAUCCCCUGACCUCAGUGACAUGUCUCCUGAAGGCCUGCAGCCCCCAAUGAUCCUCUGACAGCAGUCACUGGCCUCGGCCACCCAGCCAUCUCCGGUGAGGCCAUAUUUGACCAACAGGAGCUUGAGACUCCCUGCUCCGCCCCCAGCCCUGCUGUCAUUGGCGCAGGCCACUGCGCUGGCUGUGUGUCAACGUUUGGCUGUGGGGUCCACAUGCCCAGCAAGCCCCGUGUGUUAAGCCUGAAGCUCUGGUGGGGCCACGCUGCCUGUCCCCGUGCCACACGUCCGUCCCAUCAGAGCAAAGACGCACCAGCUGUCGCUGGGUCCUGCCCUGCCUGUUGUGGUCCAGCUCAUGGAAACAGGAUUCCCUAGACGGAACAUCGAGUUUGCGCUCAAGUCACCCACGGGCACCUCUGGGAACGCUGCAGGCUUGCCAGUCUAUUGGUGCUGUCAUAACCGAGAGCCAGACUUAACAAAAAAACAGGCUGGUUUCCUGAGAUGAUGAUUAUGCUGUGUAUGUGAGGCAGAAUAAUCAGCUGUCAGUGCCAAUGGGAAAGACGUUAUUGUCAACUUCCCUUAGUCUCACUGAACUGCGCUCUCGUCAGACAUGGAGUUGGUACCCAGUGUCCAUCCUGGUAUCACUUUGCAGAAUCCGUGCGACAUUCAGGUAGAGGAUGUAUGCUCCGCAAGAAGGAUGCUCAUCUCUUCAUCGUGACUGAACUGUCAGUGCGGUGACUGCAGCAGACGUUAAGCUAGCUAUCAGUGCCAGAGCUGUUCUCAGUACUUUACACGUAGUAAAGUACUCAACCUUCGCCACAGCUGUUUGAGGAGAGACUUCAGCAUGCAAACCUUCAUCUGUUCGGCUUGCACUGUCAUUUUCAUUCCAUGCUGCUGGCCUUCAGAUGGCUGCACAGAUGCCCCAUUCUCAUCAGUACAGUGACCGUCGCCAGCCAGACAUAAGUGACCAACAGGUUUCUGCCUUAUCUUACUCUGACCAGAUUCAGCAACCUCUAACCAGAGGCGGAUGCCCCAAACCUUCCGUGAUCCAGCUACUGCUCCCCUGAGAAAACUUUCUGUUGACUUGAUCAAAACAUAUAAGCAUAUUAGUGAGGUUUAAUAAGCAAAAAAGAAGCGAAGACACCAACAAGGCCAGGGAGACGAUUCCAGUCGUAAGAAGGAGCAGAGGGUUUAUAAUGAUGGUUAUGAUGAUGAUAACCAUGAUUAUAUUGUAAAAAACAGAGAGAAGUCGAUGG
Messenger RNA from Camelus dromedarius (Arabian camel), 15190 nucleotides. Its product is annotated as methylglutaconyl-CoA hydratase, mitochondrial. The transcript has 31 exons. Gene Ontology annotation, biological process: fatty acid beta-oxidation. Gene Ontology annotation, cellular component: mitochondrion. The record is from RefSeq and is a predicted model, not a curated record. The coding region runs from base 1 to 831 and encodes 276 amino acids. Gene Ontology annotation, molecular function: enoyl-CoA hydratase activity. Lineage: Eukaryota; Metazoa; Chordata; Mammalia; Artiodactyla; Camelidae.